AUGGCCGUAUCACGAAUCAUCAUCGACCGUAAGAUCGGAAGGUCAAAGAGAUUCAGAUUCGUGACCUUCAAGGAUGAGAAAUCAAUGGACAUAACAUCACCCAGAGGCGGUGGUGGUUACAACGGAGGAGGCGGUCGAUACGGCGGUGGUGGUGGAAGACGCGAGGGAGGAUACAACGGUGGUGGUGGCGAAGGUGGUUACUCGAGAGGAGGUGGCGGCGGAGGAUACAACAGUGGUAGAAGACGUGAAGGAGAAGGAGGAGGAUACGGUGGUGGUGAAGGAGGAGCAUACGGAGGUGGAAGCGGUGGAUUGUAA
Messenger RNA from Capsella rubella, 315 nucleotides. RefSeq names its product glycine-rich RNA-binding protein GRP2A-like. The coding region runs from base 1 to 315 and encodes 104 amino acids. NCBI's taxonomy places the organism in Eukaryota, Viridiplantae, Streptophyta, Magnoliopsida, Brassicales, Brassicaceae. The record is from RefSeq and is a predicted model, not a curated record. The transcript is spliced from 3 exons.